Molecule: messenger RNA, 1287 nt
Organism: Parnassius apollo (apollo)
Lineage: Eukaryota; Metazoa; Arthropoda; Insecta; Lepidoptera; Papilionidae
Source: the annotation of a GenBank genome assembly
AUGCCAAGUUUUAGUGUAUGGAAGUACGCGUUGCCGCCAAAUUAUGAUCGAAACGUCAACAAAAUUUAUCCUUAUUCUGAGGUGCCUUUCUUAGGGGAAUAUAACCUUGUAAAAAUUCCGGUAUCACCUUACAAAUUUGUAGAUCACAUCGAUUAUUGGGGCGAAGGAAGAAUAGAAGUAACUGCUGGAUGCAGUGGUUUUACUAAUUGUUAUAAUAUUAAUCAUGUCCACCAAGUUGUCAGCAAUGGUCCUGAUGCGAACAGAAAAAUACCAAACAGAAUUCCAGUAAUCAGCUUUACAAACUGUGACACUAGUAGUUACAUAGAAGACAACUCUGUUGAACUUAUCACAGUAAUGGGUGCUCCAAUUAACACCAGUUGUGCUGAAGACAUUGGAAGAAUAAUUAACAAUGAUGUUGGUAAAGUAGUAGUUUUUGGUUUUGAAGAGGAUUCAGCGAACAUCAAAAACCUGGAAAGUGAAUUGACAAAGAAGGCUUUAGUUUACUGCGAAGACUUUAGCUUGCCCAGUAAGCUACUAGAUUUAACUUUAUUUGAUAGUCAUAGAGCUUAUUUGAAUUUAACGGAUAUGAGCGACUGUUUGUACAAAAAUAUUGUGGAAAAAAAAUAUGAAAAUGCUGUGUCCAAAAGCAAGUUACUCCAUGACAGUAAUAAUGGCAGUGUUAUUUCUGACACAGUUAGUAAACUACUCAAAGAAAGACAACAAAAUAUUUGGAGUUAUGCAUAUAAACUAUGGAAUUCGAAUGAAAAAUCUCUGAUUACAAACUAUUUUCCUCAACAAUUUCAGGCAAUUUUUAACGGAGACUAUGUCACGAUUGUAAAUAAGAGAAAUAAUCUUGCAAUUAAAUUGGAUGCUAACACAGAUUCGUAUAACGAUAGACUUGCUUGGGGAGAUAGUCAAGAUAAAACAAGCAAUAGAGUUAUUUGGAAAUUUAUUCCUAUAUGGCAAAAUAAUUCUGUAACAUUCAAGAUUAUUAAUAUCGAACAUGGAAUGUAUUUAAAACUUGAUGUUAACACUGAUAACAUCGGAGAUCGAAAAGCGUGGGGAGACAAUAACUCGAAUGAAGAACGAUUUGAGUGGAUUUUAGUGCCAGUUAUGAUUAAUUAUGAGUUAAUAUUUUUAAUUAUCAAUAAACGUUACAACCAAGGGCUCAAAUUAGACGCAAAUGUUGACGAAUAUGGUGAUAGAAUUUUAUGGGGACAUAAUGGUUCUGUUUCUCACGAUCCUAAUUAUUUUGGAUGGUAUAUUAUGUACUGGCGAACUAAUUAA